AUGUGUCGAACUGGAAGUCAACUCUUGGAGUUAGAAUUUUUCUUGUAUUUUAAUAUUUCAUCGCCAGCUCUGGUGACAAUUGGCACCGGAAUCACAGCUUAUUCCAUUGAAUCUCUCUAUCCAUACCCUCCCGGCGCCCAUCCCUUAAUCAUAUAUUGGGAUAACAGAAAUGUGGCGAAUGAGGGAGUCUUAAGCGCAGCUUUUCAAUUAAAAAUGUGUUGUCAAACCCGAGCCCACGCGCGCCACACAUACAAUACCCCCUCCCGUAUCCUCUUCUCGGCGUUUGUUUCAAAUCUGGAAAAGUUGAUAUCAAAGAACUAUUUUCUGAAUCUGUCGGCAAAGGAGGCCUAUAAGGCGUUUGUGAGGGCUUACGACUCGCACUCAUUGAAGCAUAUAUUCGAUGUGAAUCGUCUGGAUUUGGUGGCUGUGGCCAAGAGUUUCGGGUUCGGUGUCCCGCCAUUUGUUGACUUACCGGUCAGCGGUAAGAACCCGUCCCGAACCCAAUCGUAUAGGAAAGGCGGCGCUCCCGGAGGCGGACGCAAAGGCAGCGGAUAUGUGCCACCGAUGAGCAAUCAGAAGAGAGCGCACAAAUCGGUGAUCUAUAGAGCGGUUCCCAUCCAUAAAGAUAAACGACAGUUCAGUCGAUAGGAGUUUUCAAAUUAUGUUUUCUCGAAAAGGGAAUCAAGUUUUUGUUUUUUGUUUGUUUUACAAAAAAUUAUUUUUAAGAUUUCAUUUAAAUAUUCAUUGAAACACAAAUACAAAAAGCGAAUAAAAACUAUAAUUUUAUUUAUGAAUUAAUAAAAAGUGCUGUGAAUUAUGUGC
Molecule: messenger RNA, 822 nt
Organism: Medioppia subpectinata
Lineage: Eukaryota; Metazoa; Arthropoda; Arachnida; Sarcoptiformes; Oppiidae
Source: the annotation of a GenBank genome assembly